CACAAACAUUUUAGGAUCGCGCGUCGGCCAGGAAGCAAUCAACGGGGAAAGCGCAGGGGCGAAGCCUGACACAGGCAAACACCACGAAACUGAGAGUGGGUCGACCGUGGCGCGCGGACCUGGUGCUGCCGAUACACGCCGGGGACAUCGAGCGCCUCUGCAGUCGUACAAGCAGGCCAACCAAGCAGCUCUGCAGUCGAGACAUGAAGCGAGCCGUCUCCGCUCUCUGGGCGCGCCGCGCCGUCCGCCAAGCCUACCUCUACACCCCCACCGCCGCCACCGCCACCUCGUCGUCGCCUGAGUUUGGGGCGUCCACAUCAGAGGCGUGGGACGGGCGUUUCCGGCUCCACAAGCCGCGCGGGCAGCACCUGCUCACCAACCCGCGCGUCCUCGACGCCAUCGCGCGCCACGCCGCCAUCAGUCCAGGCGACGCCGUCCUCGAGGUCGGGCCCGGCACGGGCAACCUCACCGCGCGCCUCCUCGCGUCCCAGGCGGCGCGCGUCACCGCCGUCGAGAUCGACCCGCGCAUGGUCGAGGCCGUCACCGCGCGCGCCGCUGCUCUCGGCCUCGCGCACAAGUUCAAGGUGAUUGCGGGCGACGCCGUGGAGGUAGAGUUCCCGGAGUUCGACGUCUGCGUGGCCAACAUCCCCUACGGCAUCUCCUCGCCGCUGAUCGCCAAGCUGCUGUUCGGCCCCUACCGGUUCCGGACGGCGACGCUGCUGCUCCAGAAGGAGUUCGCGCGGCGGCUCGUGGCCGCGCCGGGCGACGGGGAGUACAACCGGUUGGCGGCCAACGUGCGCCUGGUCGCCGACGUCAGGCUGCUCAUGGACGUGAGCAAGAGGGACUUCGUGCCCAUGCCCCGGGUGGACUCGUCCCUCGUCGAGAUCCGGCCGCGGGGCACCGUGCCAGGGGUCGACGUCAGCGAGUGGCUGGCGUUCACGCGCGUGUGUUUCGGGCAGAAGAACAAGACCCUCGCCGCCAUCUUCAAGCAGAAGAGGAUGGUCGUUGAGCUGUUGCGCCGGUCGCUGAGAACGGAGAGAUGUGCCGGUGGUGUCAGCCUAGGUCCGCUUGAGGUCGACGACAGUGGAGAAGAUGACUGUGGGGGAAACGACGAUGGCAGCAACAGAGUGGUUGGUUUCAGCGAGGAAGAGGUCGCGGCGUUCAAGGAGAAGGUUGCUGGAGCGUUGGACACCGCCGAGCUCGCCGGCAAGAGGCCAUCGAAGGUGUCCAACGACGAGCUGAAACGAUUGCUCCGGCUGUUCAACGAUCGCGGGGUGCGGUUCCAGUAGAGGUAGCGCACGGUGAGGUUUGUGUCGCCAAGGUCGCACCACGCCUGAUGCAAUGGCAGGUUCCCAGCACGCUGGAAGUCAUUGUAGACGUAAGCGCUACUUGCCUGUCUUGUUCUGAGUUAAUGGCGUCAGCCUUAUCCAUACCAUGUUCAAUAGUAUGUCCAAUCUUCCAUUCUGCUGAGUUAAUGUUGAACUCGAGGGCACGCAUUUUGCUGAGUU
Molecule: messenger RNA, 1508 nt
Organism: Zea mays
Lineage: Eukaryota; Viridiplantae; Streptophyta; Magnoliopsida; Poales; Poaceae
Exons: 2
Coding region: 204-1289 (361 amino acids)
Biological process (GO): rRNA methylation
Cellular component (GO): mitochondrion
Molecular function (GO): rRNA (adenine-N6,N6-)-dimethyltransferase activity
Source: RefSeq, marked validated